This is a messenger RNA of Vigna angularis (adzuki bean), 345 nucleotides long. RefSeq lists its product as uncharacterized. The record is from RefSeq and is a predicted model, not a curated record. NCBI's taxonomy places the organism in Eukaryota, Viridiplantae, Streptophyta, Magnoliopsida, Fabales, Fabaceae. Bases 1 to 345 code for a protein of 114 amino acids. The transcript has a single exon.
AUGAAGGCGACGCGGAGCAAGCAAAAGUCUUAUGCAUAUAAAAGGAGGAGACCAUUGGAGUUUGAAGUUGAAGAUCAUGUGUUUAUGCGAGUGACACCAAUGACAGGAGUUAGGAGAACAAUCAAGUUGAGGAAGUUGUCUCUGAAAUUUCUUGGACCAUAUCAAGUACUUAGGAGGAUUGGUUCAGUAACAUAUGAGAUAACACUACCACCUUUGUUGGGGAACUUGCAUAACGUCUUUCAUGUAUCUCAAUUGAGGAAGUAUGUCCCAAAUCCUGGUUAUGUGUUGGAGGUUGAUGACAUUCAAGUUAAGGAGGACUUAACCAUAUAUGUUGGACCGAUAUGA